Salvia hispanica is the source of this 1219-nucleotide messenger RNA. RefSeq names its product putative receptor-like protein kinase At3g47110. The record is from RefSeq and is a predicted model, not a curated record. Gene Ontology annotation, cellular component: membrane. Gene Ontology annotation, biological process: protein phosphorylation. Gene Ontology annotation, molecular function: receptor serine/threonine kinase binding; ATP binding; protein kinase activity. Lineage: Eukaryota; Viridiplantae; Streptophyta; Magnoliopsida; Lamiales; Lamiaceae.
CAUCAUAGAUCAUGGUUAAAGAAACUUAUGGUGUCAUUAGUGAUUUUAGCAGUCAUCGUGGUGAUUGUGACGCUUGUUCUCAUCUGGAUGCGUAAAAAGAAAAAAAUAGCUCUCUCCACUGAUAUUUCACCACCAACGUUUGAGUGCAGAAGAAUUUCUUACAUUGAACUUGAACGGGGAACAAGUUCAUUUAGUGAAACCAACCUACUUGGAAGAGGUAGUUUUGGUUCUGUAUUCGAAGCAACACUUUCAGAUGGGUUGAAAGUUGCAGUAAAAGUGUUCAACAUGGGACUGCAAGAGGCAUUAAGGAGCUUUAAUUUGAAGCUACUAUAUUGAGUAGCAUUCGACACAGAAACUUAGCUCGAGUUAUUGGAUGUUGUUCUAAUAUGGAGUUUAAAGCGUUGAUUCUCACAUACAUGCCAAAUGGGAGCUUGGCGAAAUGGUUACAUUCCAACAUCCACGGUUUGGAUCUUACACGGAGGUUGAAGAUUGCAAUAGAUGUUGCAGCAGCCUUGGAAUAUCUUCACCAUGGCUACACAUUUCCAGUUGUUCAUUGUGAUAUAAAGCCAAGCAAUGUGUUGCUUAAUGAAGACAUGACUGCUCAUCUUGCUGAUUUUGGUAUUUCCAUGCUUUUUGAUGGAGGGGAAGUUUUCAUCCAAACACAAACAGUGGCGACCAUUGGUUACGCAGCACCAGAGUUUGGAAUGGAAGGCAAAGUGUCAACAAAAGGUGAUGUAUUCAGUUUUGGGGUAAUGCUGCUAGAGAUGUUUACUGGGAAGAGGCCGACAGAUGAUAUGUUCGGUGAAGAAAGGAGUUUAAAAGAGUGGGUAAGGGAAGCAUUAGAACAAAAUGCAACAACUCAAAUAGUGGCGCCUGCCCUAUUACCAAUGGAAGAUAAACAUUUUUCUGCAAAGGUGCAAUGUUUGUCGUCAAUUUUUGAAUUGGCAAUGAAAUGUUUAGCUGUUUCAGCAGAUGAAAGAAUCAACAUGAUUGAAGCAUUAUCUGCUUUGCACAAGAUCUAUGAAGCAUUUGCAGCCGGUACAGAAAGGUGUCGGCCACGAUAUGACUUUCCUGUUACUACUCGCAAUCAUGGGGUUUGAUUCUUGUAUUAUAGCAUAGAGUAUAUCUUAUCCAUUCUGGUAUUUCUACAUUGAGUAAUAUGUAUAAUUCUUGUGGAACAAUAUUGUAACGACCCGCCCAUCUAGGGUAUAAUAAAUGC